This is a messenger RNA of Arabis nemorensis, 1053 nucleotides long. The record is from the annotation of a GenBank genome assembly. NCBI's taxonomy places the organism in Eukaryota, Viridiplantae, Streptophyta, Magnoliopsida, Brassicales, Brassicaceae.
AUGCAGCAGCUUGCGCUUCCAAUCUCUCCUUCCUCCAAUGUCUUCCCUUUCGCCAAUCGCCAUGGCCCUCCACCGAUCCCCCAGCUCAUACAGAACCACCGUUGUAAUUUGGUGAGUCCCGGGAAAGUCUCUGGCUAUUUCUCAUCGAUUAGCCGAGCACUCGAGGAUGAUGAAGAGCAUCGGAAAUCACGCGCCGCCGUCAAGCGGAAAAGCGUCGAAUUGGAGAGUUAUGCAAUCGAGGGCAUUUCCGUCAGUGGCCUCCAGACGUGCGUCAUCGUCCCGACGCUCAAUUGCGUCUUCGAUAUCGGGAGAUGCCCUUCACGCGCUAUCCACCAGAAUUUUCUUUUCAUCACUCACGCUCAUCUUGAUCAUAUCGGCGGCCUACCCAUGUAUGUAGCUAGCCGUGGGUUAUACAAUCUUGACCCACCCAAAAUAUUCGUGCCACCAUCUAUCAAAGAAGAUGUGGAGAAACUCCUUGACAUUCACAGGAGUAUGGGUCAAGUAGAGCUCAAUGCUCAAGUGAUUCCUCUCGAUGUUGGAGAAACAUAUCAGUUGCGGAAUGACAUUGCUGUUAGACCAUUUGCAACUAACCACGUCAUACCCAGUCAGGGUUAUGUCAUCUACUCGGUCAGGAACAAGUUGAAGAAGCAGUAUGGUCACCUCAAAGGCAAACAGAUAGAAAAGAUUAAAAAGUCUGGCGUUGAGAUUACAGACAUGAUAUUAUCUCCUGAGAUAGCCUUCACUGGAGAUACAACUGCAGAUUAUAUGCUUGACCCUCGUAAUGCUGAUGCGUUGAGAGCAAAAGUUCUUAUAACCGAGGCAACGUUCUUGGAUGAAAGUUUUAGCACUGAGCAUGCGCAGUCACUCGGUCACACUCACAUAUCUCAGAUCAUUGAGAAUGCAAAGUGGAUCCGGAGCAAAUCUGUAUUAUUGACACAUUUCUCAGCACGUUACCAUGUAGAGGAAAUUCGUGAAGCUGUGCUUAAGUUGCAAUCAAAAGUAUCCGCAAAAGUUAUUCCUCUUACAGAAGGUUUCAAGUCAAGAUAUUCUUAA